Messenger RNA from Lymnaea stagnalis (great pond snail), 8093 nucleotides. The record is from the annotation of a GenBank genome assembly. NCBI's taxonomy places the organism in Eukaryota, Metazoa, Mollusca, Gastropoda, Lymnaeidae.
AUGGACGUUGGAGACACGCAUUCAAUACGAAUUCGUCAUGAAAAUGGGCACUGGCUGCUAGGCAACAGUGUUUCUUGUUACAUAGAUGACACUUUAGAGGGUGCCAUCUCCCUCCCCCAAUCAAACUGGUCUCGUUUAGAUCACAGACAUAGUCAGCCGUGCUAUCCCAACCAAUCAGAUUCCGGCAUUUGUAGCGAGACUACAUCCGCGAUUGAACCAAUGAGUCAUAUCAAAGAUCAACACACUGCACUGACUCUUGAUGACGCAUUGACACUUGCUCAUAACGCACUUGAAGAUUCCGUGUGUUUAGACAUCGCACAUCUACACGCUUUGUAUCCCGAUAAUUUACACAAUUGCAACGAAAUCCAAACUCCCAAAGGCAAAUCUGACUCACUAUGUUCAUUGGAAAUUGCAAGCAUACACCCCAAUCUUAAUUUACAGCCAUGCGUGGAUGACCUUCCGGAAUCAGCGACGCAUGAUCUAAACAAUGGCUUGCAAGCCGACCAACAGCAUCCGUUGCAAGCCGACCUACCACACCCAUACGUGAAACGGAACAGCUCCAGUGAUCGCCACCACUAUUCAAACAUCUACCAUCUUGUCACCAGUAAGUUCCAUCCGUUAUCGAAGAAGCAGAAGCAUGAACAGAAAGAGGAUGAAUGUGCCAAAGAAGAUCCAGAUAGAUCAAAACCUCCCAGAGAAACCUUCUGCACCAAAUACACGUCAUGUCGCUGGGUGCUGGCCUACAUGUGCUUCCUGGCGCGCUUUGUGCAGACGGCACUGAGGCAGUGUAUGGGCAUAGCCGUGGUGGGCAUGACGUUAAAGACGACAGCCCAGGUUGCUGUCCAUAAUUUAACCCAAGACACAUUUGUGGCCAACGAUGUCGGGAAUUCUUCAUCGGAAAUCAACCGGACCAUAACGGUAAGAAAAUAGCUGUCAUAAUAGAACAGCUGUCAUAACACCAUGGCUGUCAUAAUACCAUUGCUUUCAUGAUACCAUGGCAGUCAAAAGUGCAGAGCUGCAAUAGUUGCUUAAUUUAAUUAAAAUUUGUAAGCCGAAUGUCAGUUUCCUGGCCCACCCCAUCACAGUUUCCUGGCCACCCAUCACAGUUUCCUUGCCCACCCACCUAUCACAGUUUCCUGAUCCCCCAUCACUGUAAUAUUCUUGUAUCGAUGCAUGACAAACAUUGACCUAGAGGUCACAAAGGUCAGCUAGUGAGCCCACGUGAAUGCAUGAUCUAAUUCCGUUAAUCCCAAGUCUACCACGUUAAUCUCCCCAUCUGAUCACGUGAUGCACAGACUCAGUUGACAGAUGUUAAUCCCCAGUGACAGCUCCACACUUGUCCGCGGCGUCACGAGCUUGUUGUGGCCCACAUCUUUCACUGAAGUCAGACCGCCGACUUGUGAGACAGGUUUGUUCUCAAGACGUAACUAAAGACCUUGGUGUUGUGAUUAGCUACGGUUGUACAGUGGACAACAUACCAGUUGUACAACGACAUGGUGGUAAAGCACCUGUUAGAUUUUACAUAUGGGGUUCAAAUACCUGUUGGAUAAUGAUAACUCAAACUUAUGUAAAUUUCUAAUAUUUUGAUAGAUCUGCACAUAGAAAUAACAGAACAGAAUAAAUCUGAUCUAUAACAUAUUGAAAAAUCACAAUUAAGUUUGUCUCCAUUACUUUCAAUCAAUCCAUGUAUCCAUAAUUUCACCUAAUCCAUGUAUACAUAGCUUCACAUAAUCUAUGUAUUCAUUACUUUCCAUUAAUCCAUAUAUCCAUAACUUCAUCUAAUCUAUGUAUCCAUAACUUCAUCUUAUCUAUAUAUUCAUAAGUUCAUCUACUAUGUUUCCAUACAGUCUACUAACGGAAGUCUUGCAAUUCACAUAAUAUAUAUUUUGUGAUUUUCAUUGAACUAUUUCUCCACAUUUCCAUUUAAAGCUUUAUCUCAAGGGUUCUUAAACGGUGUGGGAAGAACCAGAAAUUCAGGUUUAUUUCCAUUUUUUUAUUAGCAUGAUUUUAUCCUGGGAGGGGGCGCGGAAAACACCUUUUGAAAUCAAGAUGGGCAGGGGCGGACAUGGAGAUGAGUUUCGAGAAAGGUACUGAAACGAAGAGGAUGUGCAGCGCCGCGGGAGAGUUAAGUGCCCCUGCUGUAUGUGUCUAAAGGAUGUCCACAAACGUGGGCGCCCGCAGAAAACUUUCUACGAGGGGGCAAAAAAUCGAUUAACUUUCCGGGGGGGGGUAGUUUUUGGUAAUGUUUUAAUGUAGUUUUAAUUUACUGUAGCGUAUUUGUAUGGUGAACGAACGGACAGGACAUCAGCUUAGUUGCUUUCUCUUUAUUUUCUCUUUACUUUAAUACAUUUUUUGUCUAUUUUUGUCUAAAAAAUUGUAUGCAAUCAAUCCGGGGGGGGGGGCAAGUGCCCCCUUCCCCCCCCCUGCGGGCGCCCAUGUUCAAAGACUGGUUUGUCUGUGGUUUGUCUGUUUCUCAGACCUGAUUUUAAUAUUUCCCCUUCACAUAUACCGUACCUGACAUUCCAGUGAUGUUGCCACUUGUCUCUGACGGCAGUGCGUAGGAACCAUCAGGCCAGGGGUUACAUUACCGGGCGUGCCGUGUUCUGGUCAAACUUCCGUAACUUUGUCUGCCCACAAACACUUCCCAUGUCCUUCAGUGUCACGUGUCGGGCCCACGUGAUGCCUGUUCACGUCAACACACAGGUUUUCUUAUGUUAAGCAGCCGUGGGCGAACCAACACAACAUUGGGUUUGGGCAGGAAAGGUUGUCUGGUUGCUAUAUUAAAUUAAUUAUGUCAUAUAUCAUAUUUAGGCCUCAUAGAUCUGUCAUUGGUACCAUGGCAUGGUAUAUGCCUUAAGCCAGUGGUCGCCAAACUGACAAGUUAAAAGAGCCAACAAUCAGCAGCAGGACGAUUAAACCAUUUUUUGAGAGCCAAAUCUCUUUUCAGGAAUCAGUCAAGAAUCUUGUUUUUCGGAGUCGAAAUCGCGUUGUGGCCGACUGGCCGAGCCGCACUCAGGUCGCUAAAUAGCCGCAUGCUAGCAUCACUCACCAAUGGUUAAGCAUUAGCAUUGAUACUUGAUGUUUAAGUCAGCUUCUUGUGUGUUGUCUUACAAUAGCAUACAAUCGUUUUAAUGGUAUGGUAUCAAUAUACGACACGUUUUUUACCUACUUUUGGACAAUUUGACAGCGAAAUAACUUGGUAAAACUACAUUUAAUAUGAAUGGGUGAGAACAUGACUGUCAUUGGCGGGCUGACGAUGCUGACGUUAUAGCUGCUUCGGUUUUCCUAAAUCAAAAUCUUGUGUAGACCACGUGGUGCAUCAGCAGAUCUUACUUCUACGCAUAAAGUCUCAAGUUUAACGGCACAUCGAGCUUAUUCGUUAUAGAUACAUCAAGUGUAUAAAUCUUACAGAAACAUCUGGUCAAUGUCUUAUAUACAUAUCUGCUAUUUAUCUUAUAGAAGAAUCUAGUGUAUAUCAUAUAGAAUAUCUACACUAUAUAUUAUAUGAAUAUAUAUUCUAUAUAUUAUAGAAACAUCUCAAAGAAAACGUCUAGCCUUCACCUUAUAAACAUAUCUAGUAUAUAUCUUAUCAACAUAUCUAGUCUAUAUCCUAUCAACAUAUCUAGUUUAUAUCUUAUCAACAUAUCUCGUCUAUAUUUCAUUAACACUUUGAUGCACCUUCCAAUCAUUCCCUCCUCCAGCUGCAGGAGUUUGUUUGGAGUUCAGUGUUUGAGGGCGUUUUGCUGGCUUCUUUCAAUGUGGGAGCAAUCAUCACUCCAAUCAUCGUUGGUUACCUUACCACAAGGUACGCCUCUCAACAAUGUUUUACAACUAAAAUUUAAUAUAGCUUAAUAAUAGCAUGCACUUUUGUAAAACAAAGAAUGUAAUGUUGUUUAAAAAUAGCUUGAAUGUAAUAUGGUUUUAGUACAACUAGAAUGUAAUAUGGUUUUAGUACAACUAGAAUGUAAUAUGGUUUUAGUACAACUAGAAUGUAAUAUGGUUUUAGUGCACCUAGAAUGUAAUAUGGUUUUAGUACAACUAGAAUGUAAUAUGGUUUUAGUACAACUAGAAUGUAAUAUGGUUUUUAGUACAACUAGAAUGUCAUUUUGUGUCAAUGAUGAUACCAGGCUGAAGUAUUCACGGUGUAGUUGACCUAGACCUUGACCUUAGCGUCAGUUGGUCCAUUUUUAUUUUUAUUUUUUCACAAUCAUCCUUGAGGAUAUAAUCUGAAUAAAUUAACAUAAAUUAUAUACGUCACAGACAUGGAGGUCGAUCUCUGAUGACGUCAAGCCUGGUGUGUGCAGGUGUCUUUACUGGGUUGCUCCCCUUAGUGGCCCAACUCCAUCCGUCUCUCAUCAUUGUGUCCAGGAUAAUUACCGGCAUAGCACUGGUGAGUGAUGGUAGCACUGGUGAGUGAUGGUAGCACUGGUGAGUGAUGGUAGCACUAGUGAGUGAUGGUAGCAUUUGGUGAGUGAUGGUAGCAUUGGUGUGAGUGAUUGUGGCAUUGGUGAGAGUGAUUGUAGCAUUAGUGGAUCAUUUUGUUAACUUUUCUCUCAUAUAUUCAUUGGCUAUUUAAAAGAUGUUGAUCAUUGAUUUAGUCAAGAGUCAGUAUUAAUCUAGUGAAGAAUCAGUAUUGUUCAGUCAAGAGUCAGUAUUAAUCUAGUGAAGAAUCAGUAUUGUUCAGUUAAGAGUCAGUAUUGUUUAGUCAAGAGUCAGUAUUGUUUAGUCAAGAAUCAGUAUUGUUUAGUCAAGAAUCAGUAUUGUUUAGUCAAGAGUCAGUAUUGUUCAGUCAAGAGUCAGUAUUGUUCAGUCAAGAGUCAGUAUUGUUCAGUCAAGAGUCAGUAUUGUUCAGUUAAGAGUCAGUAUUGUUCAGUCAAGAGUCAGUAUUGUUCAGUCAAGUGUCAGUAUUGUUCAGUCAAGAGUCAGUAUUGUUCAGUCAAGAGUCAGUAUUGGUUAAGGAACUGAUAAACCUAAUAAAAUGGUUUUUUUUAAUCGCUUCUCAUUUUGUUAUUUAAAAUGUUACAGAGUGGCACUGACUCGCUUGUGCAAGCCAUGUGGGCAAAGUGGGCCCCCCGUUAUGAAAUGGCGUCAUUAGCUUCAUGCUCUUAUACAGGUGAGUGACGUCCUCGAGUCCAUUCCGACAUGGUAAAGUCCUAAUACCUAUUCCAAUUCAUCCAAUACUCCCUUAUUUACGAUUUUAUAAUUCUUUUACUUCUUUUUUUCGUAAUACUAAUAUUUUCAGAAAGUAAACUAUGUUUAUAUUCUAGACAGUGAUUCUUAACCUUCCUAGUGCCGCGACCCUGUUGUGGCGAUCCCUGAACACAAAAUUAUAAUGGUUACUACUUCAUAACUGUAGGGUAUAUGUGUUUUCGGAUGGUCUUAGGCGACCCUGUUUAAGGCUUGUGUGACCCCCAAAGGGGUCGCAACCACAGGUUGAGAACCGCUAUUCUAGCACACUGUUACCAGCAAACAUCUGACUAAAGUCUUUAUCUUAACAUUGAAUGGUAGCCAAACUCUAGAAUCCAACAUAUGCACAUGAUGUCAUGAUUGGAUUUGACAUUUUUUAAUUAAAGAAUAUAUUCCUCAAUAGAGAUUAGAGAUGUUAUGAAAGAUUAUUUUGACUCCAGCAAAGAAUAUACUGCUCCAAGGUUUGAAAUCACGAAUCAACAUAUAAACGCUUUGGUGAUACUAGAUAUGAUACUCGUUACCUGACACAUCAAAGUUAACACAUGUAUAUAACACUUUAGAUAUGCCAAUGUAGAUAUGGCGCUUUAGAUAUGACACUUUAGAUAUGACACUUUAGAUAUGACACUUACGAUAUGACACUUUAGAUAUUACACUUUAGAUAUGACACUUAAGAUAUUACACUUUAGAUAUGACACUUACGAUAUUACACUUUAGAUAUGACACUUUAGAUAUGACACUUUAGAUAUGACACUUUAGAUAUGACACUUAAGAUAUGACACUUUAGAUAUUACACUUUAGAAAUGACACUUACGAUAUUACACUUUAGAUAUGACACUUACGAUAUUACACUUUAGAUAUGACACUUUAGAUAUGACACUUUAGAUAUGACACUUAAGAUAUCAAACUUUAUAUAUGUCUCUUUAGAUAUGACACUUUAGAUAUCACACAUAAGAUAUGACACUUUAGAUAUUACACUUAAGAUAUGACACUUAAGAUAUGACACUUUAGAUAUGACACUUUAGAUAUGACACUUUAGAUAUGACACUUAAGUAAUGACACUUUAGAUAUUACACUUUAGAUAUGACAUUUUAGAUAUGACACUUAAGAUAUGACACUUUAGAUAUGACACUUUAGAUAUCACACAUAAGAUAUGACACUUUAGUUAUUACACUUUAGAUAUGACAUUUUAGAUAUGACACUUAAGAUAUGACACUUACUAUAUGACAAUUAAGAUAUAACACUUACGAUAUUACACUUUAGAUAUGACACUUUAGAUAUUACACUUUAGAUAUGACAUAUAAGAUAUGAGACUUUAGAUAUUACACUUUAGAUAUGACAAUUAAGAUAUUACACUUUAGAUAUGACACUUUAGAUAUGACACUUUAGAUAUGACACUUUAGAUAUGACACUUAAGAUAUGACACUUACGAUAUGACACUUUAGAUAUGAUACUUUAGAUAUUACACUUUAGAUCUGACACUUUAGAUAUGACACUUUAGAUACGACACUUUAGAUAUGACACUUUAGAUAUGACCAAAAACCUCCAACAGUGCCACAACAACAUCUAACAUUGCUGCAGACACAAUUUGAACCAAACUUUCAUACGGUAAAUAUGGAGUAGUGCAAUGAAUACUAAAAUCUUUUCCUUUAAACUCUCCACAAAAACUCUACACAAAAACUCUCCACAACAACUCUACACAUAAACUCUACACAAAAACUCUCCACAACAACUCUACACAAAAACUCUACACAAAAACUCUCCACAACAACUCUACACAAACUCUACACAAAAACUCUAUACAAAAACUCUACACAAAAACUCUCCACAAAAACUACACAAAAACUCUAUACAAAAACUCUAUACAAAAACUCUACACAAAAACUACACAAAAACUCUACACAAAAACUACACAAAAACUCUACACAAAAACUACACAAAACUUCUAGCUCCAGGUUCAAAGUGCAUUAAGUUCAACGAAAUUCCUUUGGAGUUUUUUUUUUUCAAUUCAAGGGAGAAUAUCCUGGAAUUUCUAAGGCUGCUAUCCGAGCUCUGCUAUUAUUUUCAACCACUAACGAGUGCGGGACACAGUUUUUGUGUUUUAGUUUUAGUAUUUAAAAACAGAAGAUAGGCGAUCGUACUUGAAAGAAAAUGGUGGUGAAUUUCUACUUGUUCUAUCAGAUAGUGACACAAAAAAUAUAUUGAAAAUACCUUUCACCGCCUGGCGUAGUAGACAAACGCCAGUUGGAAUAUGGUAGGCGACAGUGGGCGCUCAUGGCAGUAGAGCAGGUCUGCACAACAUAAGGCCUGUGGGCUGCAUGUGGCCCGCCAGCACCCAGUUUGCGGCCCGCGAGAUUACGAAAAACUCGCUAUUCUAAUAAUUUUCUCAAUAGCUUUCCCCCUGACCCAUAUUUUUUGGCCCGCACAAGUUUUUCAUAAUGCAUUACGGCCCGCCUUACAUUUUGAGUUGUGCAGGCCUGCAGUAGAAGGUCAAAAUAAUCAAAUUCGUGGUCAUAAUGUUAUAGUUUACUAUGAUUUUAAAAAUAAUUUCUUAAAAUCGGGUACCCGAGUAAACUGUCCGAACAUUUAGCCUACAGCAGGUCCCCCUGGACAUCUCUGGUUCAUAACUCAUGUCCAUGUUUCGAGGCCAUACCUUGUGCCCAGAUCUUGUCCAAAGUUCGUCUAAUAUAAUUUAUAUGUGAUACAACUUUUUAACACACAUCACGUGACCAAACUUUGCAGUACCUGAUGGAGACUCUCUCUAACGGCCAAGCGUUUGCGUACAAUUUUAAACACAUUGUCCUCAAAUCUCCCCAGGAUUGAGUGUUGCAGGAGUCCUCACAUUCCUCGUGUGUGGGUACCUUGUAUCUAUUGGUGGAGAUGGCAAGGGUUGGCCGUACAUAUUUUAU